Molecule: messenger RNA, 1402 nt
Organism: Centropristis striata (black sea bass)
Lineage: Eukaryota; Metazoa; Chordata; Actinopteri; Perciformes; Serranidae
Product: proline-serine-threonine phosphatase-interacting protein 1-like
Exons: 15
Coding region: 140-1393 (417 amino acids)
Biological process (GO): actin filament polymerization
Cellular component (GO): cytoplasm; plasma membrane; actin filament
Molecular function (GO): actin filament binding
Source: RefSeq, a predicted model, not a curated record
UUUACUCGGACAAGUACUCCAUAACCUUCAACAACUUCAUUUAAAUUGUUAGUGAGUGUUUAACUUUAGAGAGAAGCCCGUUUAAGAAGUUGACAGCGAGGUAGACAGCUGUGUUUACUUGGAGGAAGUAACAACUGAGAUGACGCCUCUGAUGUUUAAAGAUGCUUUCUGGGGGGCAGAUUUCACUUGUCACGCUGGGUAUGACGCUGUCAUCCAAAGGCUGCGAGAUGGAAGACAAAUGUGCAAAGACAUGGAGGAGCUUUUAAAAAUGAGGGCACUAGCAGAGGAGAAGUAUGGGAAGGAGCUGGUGACUAUUGCUCGCAAAGCUGCAGGACACACAGAGAUCAGCACCUUAAAAGCUUCCUUUGAACUACUUAAAACACAAAUUGAGAACAUCGGUAACUUUCACAUCCAGCUGUCUGAUAUAUUGAAAGAGGAGGUGAAAAAGAUUGAGACAUUCAGAGAGCGGCAGAAAGAGCAGAGGAAGAAGUUUCAAAGCAUCAUGGAGAAGGUUCAGAAGAAAAAGGUUUCUUUGUACAAGAGGACCAUGGAGUCUAAAAAGAACUACGAGCUGAGAUGCAGGGAGGCAGACGAGGCAGAACAGGGGGCUGAGAAGACUAAUGUUACAUCGAAAAACUCUGAAAAGGUACGCCACAGAGCCAAACAUUGCAGGCAGGGAGCCAGUGAAGCAGAAAAGUUGUACUUUACCAACAUUGUACAGCUAGAAAGUGUCCGUCAGGACUGGGAAGAAACACACAGAAGCACCUGUGAGGUGUUCCAGCAGAUGGAAGGAGAUCGCAUCAGCUUGCUCAGGUGUGCUAUUUGGGACCACUGCAAUCAUUUCUCAAUGCAGUGUGUGAAAGACGAUGAGUUGAAUGAGGAAGUGAGGAAGCUACUGGAACAGUGUGACAUCACCACGGACAACAACUUUUUCAUAGGGAUGAAAAGCACAGGAUCGAGGCCUCCAGACCCCAUAUUGUUUGAGAGCUUCUACCAGACUGAGACGUCCAGGGACAGCAACGGCCAGGCACAUUUUGCAGGUGGAGGAGAAGACAUGAUGAUGAGGCACUCUACCCUGCUCUCAAGUUCUUUUAACAUCAGUGUCAAUAGUCUUCAAAACUCUGCACUGACACCUUUUGGUGAGAUUGACAUUUCAGAUGAUGGAUACGCACCCCUACCAGGCCUUCAGCAAGCAGCACCACUGGCCACAGUGUCAACUGAUGAAGACAGCUACAUUGUACUUUAUGACUAUAAUGCACAGGAAGAAGAUGAAUUGUCGGUCAGUAGAGGGGACAUGGUGCAAGUGUUGGAACAAGGUGAAGAUGGCUGGUGGACAGCAGCAAGGAAUGGGCAGACUGGACUGCUGCCAGGAAACUAUCUGGGAAAAGUCUGAACACACAUA